AGAGUUUUUCAAUAGCUCAUUUGGUACAAUUUUACUAUGCUAGAUGGGAAAACUAUUUUUUACCAAACUUAUGAGUUAAUGAUAAAUUUCUGUUAUCUCUAAUAGCAAAAUACUAAACUACAAAACAGAAUUUUUUUUCUUUUGAAUAAAUAAAGUUUUAGUGAAGAUGGCAACUGAGCGCAGCCUGACAGAGCUGCUGCAGGCGGCACAGCAGAUGACCACCAAAACAGACACAAGUCUUCCUCUGAGCAGCCUCCAGACCCGCUCCGAUGGCUCCAAGCCUUACACCUCCAUGGAGGUGGUCAGGGACGACCUCCCGCGAGUAGACCGCUCGCUGGCUCAGCUGGUCAAGGUUGGUGAGGCGCUGUGGCCUGGACGGGGGAGCCGUGGUGACACCACUACACUACCAGCAGACCAGGAGGCACACGCGUCUAUCUUGCUGGGGUCGCGAGGGUUGGACCUGCCUCACAUGACUUGCCGCCUCACAGCCCUCACCGCGUCCCCUCACACGGCCUCCCCUCACACGGCCUACCCGGAGUCUGCCUCACCUGGUAUAGGCCUAUUGUUAUCCUCUGUUGGAUAUAUAAUGGAGGUUGCCACUCCCACGGGACUGUCCCACAAGGAGGGGGACACUGAGGGUGCUGGGGAAGAAGGUGCAGGCGACAUCCCCGCACUCGGGGCAGACGUCGCUGAGUAUGUGGUCGAGGAACUGGAGACCGCGGAGUUCCAGGUUAUUGAGGUGGAAAAUUAUGCCAUGUGCGAGCUUGCGACCACCAUAGACGCCCACGACGAGACAAGCGAGGAGGUGGAGUGUCGUGCGGCGCAACAGCGGCAGAGCGAGUGGGAGCUCAGCAAGCAGAGUCUGCUGCAGGCCUUCGUGCAGGACGGCGACCUGCUGUCCCUCAGCCUGCCUCUACAGGAGGCGCUGACGGUGUCAGAGGGCCGCCCCGCGGUCGGGGAGCCUGGAGAGACGGCAUGCGGAGGGCUGAGCAGCGACCAGCUCGCCUACACGCGCCCCCUCGUGGACCACAAUGAGCGCGCCCUGGAGCGCAGCUCUUCGUCAGGAGGGGCGGGGCUCGCUCAGGCCAUGUGCGACCUCGCCGUCACCGUCGACGCCCACGACCAGGUCGCCGCUACGGGUCCUUGUAUUGUUGCAGUCAUUUGCUGUAUUUCUGACGAUAAUUUGCUGUACAAGACGCACAUCAAGACGAUGGUGUACAACAACCUGGCGAGGGCGGGACUCAAGGGCGUGCCUGGUCUCGCAGCGCUGGUGAAGGCCUACAUCGCGGUGUUUGUGGGGGGUGAGGUCGCCCCCCUGCUGGAGGACGGGGUGGGGGGCAACGGCGCCCCCGUGUGGCCGCUACUGUACUACUGCGUCAGGGCGGGGGGGUUGAGGGAGGCCGCCAGCGCUGCUACUGAGAACAGCUGCCCUGCAGUGGUGGAGGUGGUGGCGUGUCUGCAGCAGGCGAGCAGGUCUGCAGACCAGCGCGUGUCUGCAGAGAACGAGAAGCGACUCAGGGUCUCGUACAGGAGGUCUGCACGGGCCAUCAGGGACCCGUACAAACGGGCCCUGUACUGCGUGCUUGCCCGUUGUGACGUCAUGGAGGACCACAGCGACGUCGCCACCACCACAGACGACUACCUCUGGCUCAAGCUGUGUAUGGUGGAGACAAGCAGUGAGGGGGAGCGGGUGCCCCCCACCCCCACUGUAGGAGGCGCAGGGGGGGCCAAGCAGGACGUCUUGACGCUGGCAGCGCUGCAGCGACUCAUGUACAAGCAGUACGGUACGUCACGUGCCCUCAUGCACACAUAUCCUUAUAUGUAUCCUUACACGUGCCCUCACACGUGCCCUUACAUGUGCCCUCACACGUAUCCUUACAUGUGCCCUCACACAUAUCCUUACACGUGCCCUCACACACCUGCCUGUACCAAAUGUUUAAGAUGUGGUCGAGGAACUGGAGACCGAGAGCGCAGCUCUUCGUCAGGAGGGGCGGGGCUCGCUCAGGCCAUGUGCGACCUCGCCGUCACCGUCGACGCCCACGACCAGGUCGCCGCUGCGGGCCCUUGGUGUGGUGGAGAUGUGGCAGGUGGUGGCAGCGAUGUGUGCAGCUGNACGAGGCGCAUUUUGGCGUCCAUCUUGCUGGGGUCGCGAGGGUUGGACCUGCCUCACAUGACUUGCCGCCUCACAGCCCUCACCGCGUCCCCUCACACGGCCUCCCCUCACACGGCCUACCCGGUGGAGACAAGCAGUGAGGGGGAGCGGGUGCCCCCCACUCCCACUGUAGGGGGCGCCGGGGGGGCCAAGCAGGACGUCUUGACGCUGGCAGCGCUGCAGCGACUCAUGUACAAGCAGUACGGGGAGACUCACUUCAACGCCUACGAGCAGCCUCUGCUCUACACCAACGUGCUGCUGCUGACGGCGCAGUUCGAGGCGGCCGUGGAGUUCCUACGUCGCAGUGACCGCCUCCUGCACCACGCAGUGCACGUCGCCGUCUGUUGCUACACCGCCGGUCUACUGCGUCUACCCGCGUCUACUGCUGCUCCACUGCUGUCGCGCGAGACGGAGGAGUCUGAUGUGCUCUUCCUGAACCUGCCGCGUGUGGUGCUGCUCUACACAAGACGCUUCGAGACCUCCCACCCCCGGGAGGCCCUGCACUACUUCUACCUCCUCAGAGGCCUCAAGACCCCCCGUGGAGAGGACGUGAUGCUGCAGUGCGUGCGGGAGCUGGCGCUGUCGUCACGCCUCUUCGACCUCCUGCUGGGGGAGCAGCGCGACGACGGCACAACCUGCACCCGCAGCCCGGGCCUGCUGGACCACUUCAAGGUUGACGUUGAUGAGCUGACGGAGGCGGUGGCUCAGGACUGCGAGCAGCGCGGCCUGCACGAGGACGCCGUGCGACUCUACGACCUGGCCAAGAAACACGAGAAGGUGAUAAGCCUGCUGUGCAAACUGCUGUCCCAGGUGGUACAUCUGAACCAACCCACAACCACGACGACCCCCACCAUCCCGCCGACAGCUGGUUCUGGUAGCGACCGUGAGCGCAUCCUGGAGCUGGCUUGCACCAUCGGGCUCAGGUACCGAUCCCAGGGACACACAGCCUCGGUACAGUCGGCUGCAACGCUGCACCUGCUGCUGGACCUCUCCACGGUCUUCGACCUCUACCAUGCGCAGCGCUACCAUGACGCCCUCGAGGUAGUGCGGCGGCUGCAGCUGAUCGCCCUGGACCCGGAUGAGGUGGAGGCGAGAGUGGCAGGUCUGGCCGCUGUCUCCGCCGACGUAAAGACUGUCAUCCCGCCGCUGCUGUUGGCCGCCAUCACCGCCACCCACCACCUAUACUCAACCACCACCUCCGGCGCUUCCUCCACGCAGCACCUCCGACGCCAGGCGCGAGCCGUGGUGACCUUCGCUGGGCUAAUACCUCUGCGUCUACACGCCCACAUCAACGCCCGCCUCGUGCAGCUCGAGGCCCUCAUCAACUGACCUCACCAUCAUCAAGUGACCCUGACCUUCAUCAAUGCCCUCGUCAACUAACCACCAUUGAGGUUAUCGUCGACGCACCAGUGGCAGGACCCGGCCUUGCCUGAGUCUCGAUUUCCAAAGACGGAAUUUCCAUCUACGGAAGAGAGAUUGGUGCACGAUCUCCCCCUUCACCAGUGCAUUGACCUUCGAAACUAACCUUUUUAUUCUGCGCCAAAUAUAAGAGAAUAAGAGUAUAAAUGUGUUCAGAGUUAUUUGUUAGUGCCCUAGCGUGCGCGGUGCGGGCCGUUUCCCUCCUCCUGCUUUGCAGUUGUUUCAGUUCGUUGACGACUGAAGCUCACGACGUCCGAACUCUUGGGUUCUUAUGACAUUUUUUAUGACAUUAGUGGGGUCAUUCAUCUUAAGCAUAAAGCAUUUGGUUUAAAUCUCAAGCAUUGGUAUUUUUGUCACACAUUCGUUGAAUGGAAGGUAAAUAAAUUAAUUUUAUAC
This is a messenger RNA of Hyalella azteca, 3967 nucleotides long. RefSeq names its product nuclear pore complex protein Nup93. Gene Ontology annotation, biological process: poly(A)+ mRNA export from nucleus; protein import into nucleus. The coding region runs from base 167 to 3481 and encodes 1104 amino acids. The record is from RefSeq and is a predicted model, not a curated record. NCBI's taxonomy places the organism in Eukaryota, Metazoa, Arthropoda, Malacostraca, Amphipoda, Hyalellidae. The transcript has 24 exons. Gene Ontology annotation, molecular function: structural constituent of nuclear pore. Gene Ontology annotation, cellular component: nuclear pore.